GCGAGAUUGCAAAGGUGUAGCGCCUCGGUGUGCAACAAACAUGGCGGGCGAGAGCGACACUUGUUGACGGGCAGGAUCGCGUCUCGGCCUCCUGCUCGCCCUCUGACCCCGUGACCUGCUGGGAUGAUGUGACCUCGGGGUGGCCACAGGUUCCAAGAUGAGUGGGCUACGCCGGCUCCGCGUAGCGGAGCUCCAUCCAAAUCUCCUCUGCAUUCUCUGUGGGGGAUAUUACGUGGAUGCAACCACCAUCGUCGAGUGCCUCCAUUCUUUUUGCAAGACCUGCAUUGUACGGUACCUGGAAUCAAGCAAAUUUUGUCCCAUUUGCGAUGUCCAAGUCCACAAGACGAAACCUCUGCUGAGCAUCAGACCGGACAAAACCUUGCAAGAUAUAGUUUAUAAAUUGGUCCCCGGCUUGUACCAAAACGAGAUGUGCCGACGGAGAGAGUUCUACACAGGCCACCCAGAGACGCAGCCAAUGAGCCAAGAGGAUGGGGGCAGUGACGUCGGCCGAUGGUACAUCCUCCCCGACGACCCUGUUUCCCUGGCGCUCUGUCCCGCUCCCCCAAUACUCAGCCCAACCCCCCCAUCACACCCCAACAAUCAUGGCUGCUUAACAGAUGGCUCCGGGGUGACAAGGGGAGAGGCUAUGCCACGGUUGUCUGAAGUUACUAAGGUUCGAGGUAGUCACAUGCGCUACCUUCAGUGCCCUGCAGGAGUAAGCGUGGCCCAGCUUAAACGACUCCUGAGGGCCAAGUUUGGGGUGGGGCCCUCUCACCCCAUGGCCCUCCUCACAGGCUCUUCCGAUGACCCCCUCAACGAUACACUGACACUGGUCGACGUGGCCUAUAUUACGUCAUGGCAGCGGACUGAACCCUUACAGCUGCUGUACCGAAUAUAUGAGAGAGCAAGCAAGAAAAUCAAACUGGACCCUGACACCUUCUGCAAGGAUUCUGGGAAUCUGUCUGAAGACAUGCCCAAGCUGGAGCCCAACAUAGGAACGGAUGUGGGUAGUAUUACCUGUUCCUCUGACUCCACAGGCAGUCUGACAGACUACCGUUGUGCUCCAUUGCUGCAGGCAGUGGGGGUGCUGGGCUACCCUCUGCCUCUCAAAAGUGAGCCUCCCCCAGAAGCUCCUGCAGCAUUGUCAUAUGUGGAUAUGGCCCCGGAGGUGGCCCAGCAGAAUGAGGGCCCCCGGCUAACUGCAGCUGUCAAGCAGGAAGACGCGCUGAAUGCUAAACCAGUGGAAAUACUGGCCAGUGAGAAGGAAAGGCCUUUGCAAGGAGUAACCAAUUCAGUGAGUGAAAUGAUACAGGGUAACAGUGAGGUUAGUGGUAAUGAUGCAAGCAAAGGGCACAGCAUGCUCCAUCCCAGUGACAGUGUAGGAGGUGGAGCAUUGGUGACAUACACACCAGGGUUUCCUGCACCCAGCAAUGGUGUCAAUGUUGGGAUUGCAUUUGUGCCAGCAGAGAUGGCAUGCAUAGCCCCAACGGCGGUCCCUUGUGCAAUAGUCCCUAGUGAGGGCUGCAUUCCAGUGAGUGAGAACUGCAUUUCCGAAGGUGUUGAGGUACCUGCAGGGGCAAGCAACACCAACACACAGACGCAAAAUCAUGCCAAUGGGAGUGUGGGUGGGGCUGCUGGGCCCAAUAGUUGGGGUGGAUUAGGACCUAAGAAGGAAACUGAGGCAGGAAUUAGUGAUGUGAUAGUGCCU
Messenger RNA from Penaeus monodon (black tiger shrimp), 1708 nucleotides. RefSeq names its product polycomb complex protein BMI-1-A-like. Gene Ontology annotation, molecular function: promoter-specific chromatin binding. Gene Ontology annotation, cellular component: PRC1 complex. Gene Ontology annotation, biological process: negative regulation of transcription by RNA polymerase II. NCBI's taxonomy places the organism in Eukaryota, Metazoa, Arthropoda, Malacostraca, Decapoda, Penaeidae. The record is from RefSeq and is a predicted model, not a curated record.